Messenger RNA from Pseudocercospora fijiensis CIRAD86, 1044 nucleotides. RefSeq lists its product as uncharacterized. NCBI's taxonomy places the organism in Eukaryota, Fungi, Ascomycota, Dothideomycetes, Mycosphaerellales, Mycosphaerellaceae. The record is from RefSeq and is a predicted model, not a curated record. Bases 9 to 761 code for a protein of 250 amino acids. The transcript has 2 exons. Gene Ontology annotation, biological process: protein folding. Gene Ontology annotation, cellular component: cytoplasm.
CCAAUACAAUGAAUAUGGACAUGCCAGUCAACGUCCCUGUGGACGAUCCGAACGCCGACACAGAAUGGAACGACAUCUUGCGGAAACAUGGUGUCAUACCAGAGAAACCACCGUCGCCGACACCUGCCAUAGAGGAGGCCUUAGUCCAGGCACGCGAGCUGGCACAUGAGCACAGAUUAGAGGGAAAGGACCUGGAUGAGCUGGACGAGCUGGAGGAUGACGAAGAUGAAGCAUUCCUCGACCAGUAUCGGCAGAAAAGGCUGAAUGAACUGGCGACACUACAGCAAGCGAGCGUCUACAACCAGGUCUAUCCAGUGCAGAAACCAGAGUAUUCGAAGGAAGUCACCGAGGAGUCGAGCAAGGCCUUCGUGCUUGUCUUGCUCACCUCAUCAACUGGCACAAAUCCAGAGUCUCAGCUCAUGAUUGAGCUGUGGCGAGACUUGGCCAGGAAGUUUGGCGAUAUCAAAUUCUGCCAGAUGCAGGCCAAUCUCUGCAUAGAAGGAUAUCCCGAUCGCAACACACCGACUGUGCUGGCAUACAAGGAUGGUGAGAUCAAGAGGCAGUUGGUGACCUUGAAAGAGCUCAAUGGCGUCAAAACGUCCAUAGCGGACAUGGAAAAGAUACUGCUUGGCCUGGGAGCACUGCAGCACAACGACUCGCGUCUCAAGAAGAAGGAGGAGGAUGCUGAAGAGGUGCCGAGGAGAGGCAUAUAUCAGAGCACGAAGAAGAAAGAUGAUGACGACGAUAGCGACUGGGACUGAGGCGCAUGCCGGCCACGAGAAGGACCUUCUCUCUGCUUUCCAAGAGCGAUAGCGUCUGGCUAUGCAACGCACCAAACCCAAUCUUCCACACGUCGUUCUCUCUGAGUACAUCCCGAAAGUCUCACGCCUCAUGGGCGCCUUCUCUUCGCAUCACGAACCCACUGGAAAGUGACACAAGCGCUCUGCCACCGCUACAAUGCAGCAGCAAACUGCACACGCUUAGAUAUUAGACGACGGCUUGUGCUCUAGAAAAUGGGAAACCACAAAACAACGCUAACAACCU